This is a messenger RNA of Stegostoma tigrinum, 11080 nucleotides long. RefSeq names its product myosin VB (gene myo5b). Gene Ontology annotation, cellular component: vesicle; myosin complex; actin cytoskeleton. Gene Ontology annotation, molecular function: microfilament motor activity; ATP binding; actin filament binding. Lineage: Eukaryota; Metazoa; Chordata; Chondrichthyes; Orectolobiformes; Stegostomatidae. Gene Ontology annotation, biological process: actin filament organization; vesicle transport along actin filament. The record is from RefSeq and is a predicted model, not a curated record. The coding region runs from base 402 to 5933 and encodes 1843 amino acids. The transcript is spliced from 40 exons.
UGGUUUCAGUGACACGGGAAAUCAGAGCACCUUGCGAAGCUUUCUACAAACGCAAGCAUUUUUCGUUUUGUUUUCGCUCUCCCGUUGCAAAGCGCGCACGGCGCGUCUGUUGGAGUCAUUUGUGAUUCUUACUGUUAGUAUAAAUCCCACUUUCCCCGAAUUAGAAAUAAAAGCACCAGGUCGGGGAGCGGCUUAAAGCCUAGGGGCGGAGAUCUUGACACCAACUUUACACCUGAGUGAAAGGUCGCUGCAGAAAAGCAGGAAAAAUGGCGACUAAUGGAGACAUCGCUUCGCUAAUGUCCAAUGUGGAUGGUAACUAAAGCGGCUGGGGGGUGGCCACACGUCCAUCUUCCCAUUGCUUCAGCAGCAGGAGGAAGAAGGCAGACAAAGUACAGAUCGACAUGUCAGCCUCGGAACUUUACAGCAAGUAUACGAAAAUUUGGAUCCCUGAUCCAGAGGAUGUUUGGAAAUCAGCAGAAAUCACCAAGGAUUACAAAGAUGGUGAUGAAGUCCUACAUCUUAAACUGGAAGAUGAAAUGCCAUUUGAGUAUUCCAUCGACUCAAAUGCAGAGCGGUUACCUUUCCUGCGUAAUCCAGAUAUACUAGUUGGCGAGAAUGACCUGACAGCUCUCAGUUACCUUCAUGAACCUGCAGUACUCCAUAACCUAAAGGUCCGAUUUCUGGAGUCCAAUGCCAUAUAUACGUAUUGCGGUAUUGUCCUAGUUGCUAUCAAUCCUUAUGAACAGUUGCCAAUUUAUGGAGAAGAUGUCAUUCAUGCCUACAGUGGACAGAACAUGGGGGACAUGGAUCCUCAUAUCUUUGCAGUUGCCGAGGAAGCCUACAAACAAAUGGCAAGGGAUGAGAAGAAUCAAUCUAUUAUUGUAAGUGGGGAGUCUGGAGCUGGAAAAACAGUGUCUGCUAAGUAUGCCAUGCGCUAUUUUGCUACUGUUGGUGGAUCAGCCAGUGAAGCAAAUGUUGAAGACAAGGUACUGGCUUCAAGUCCAAUUAUGGAGGCCAUUGGUAAUGCUAAAACAACAAGGAAUGAUAACAGCAGCCGCUUUGGAAAAUAUAUCCAAAUUGGUUUUGACCGACAAUAUUACAUAAUUGGUGCCAAUAUGCGAACUUAUCUGUUAGAAAAGUCAAGAGUGGUUUUCCAGGCAGAAGAUGAGCGUAACUACCAUAUCUUCUACCAAUUGUGUGCUUCGGCCAAUCGACCUGAUUUCAAAGAACUGAACCUAAGCAGCGCAGAAGACUAUUUUUAUGCCACACAGGGCGGUAACACAGAAAUAGACGGAGUUAAUGAUGCUGAGGAUUUUGAGAAGACAUGGAAUGCUUUCACAUUACUUGGUGUAAAGGAUGCACACCAGAUGAACAUUUACAGAGUAAUUGCUUCAAUUCUGCACCUCGGAAAUGUUGAAAUAGUGUCAGAAAGAGAUGUCGACACUUGUGGUAUUGCUAAAAACGAUGAGCACUUGAACUAUUUCUGUGAUCUGCUGGGAAUAGAGCACGAUCAAAUGGAGCACUGGCUGUGUCACCGCAAGCUUGUCACGACCUCGGAGACUUAUGUCAAAACUAUGUCCAAGCAGCAUGCCAUCAAUGCCAGAAAUGCCCUGGCCAAGCACAUCUACGCCCAACUCUUCAACUGGAUUGUGGAACACAUCAACAAAGCGCUGUACACAACCAGCAAACAGCAUUCAUUCAUUGGAGUAUUGGAUAUUUACGGGUUUGAAACAUUUGAAAUUAAUAGUUUUGAACAGUUUUGCAUCAAUUAUGCCAAUGAAAAAUUGCAGCAGCAAUUUAACCUGCAUGUCUUCAAACUGGAACAGGAAGAAUAUAUGAAGGAGCAAAUACCAUGGACUCUCAUUGAUUUCUCUGACAACCAGCCAUGCAUUGAUCUUAUUGAGGCAAAAUUGGGUAUUUUAGAUCUGCUGGAUGAGGAAUGCAAGAUGCCAAAAGGGACAGACCAGAGCUGGGCCCAGAAGCUCUAUGACCGCCAUUCAAGCAGCCUGCAUUUUCAGAAGCCCCGGAUGUCCAAUACGGCCUUUGUUGUUAUACAUUUUGCUGAUAAGGUGGAGUAUCAGUGUGAUGGCUUCCUGGAGAAAAACCGCGACACAGUACACGAAGAACAGAUCAACAUACUGAAGGCCAGCAAGUAUCAGCUAGUAGCUGAUCUCUUCCAGGAAGAGAAGGAACCUGCUACUUCCAACACGAAGACAAAGACUUCUAAAAUAACUGUUCGACCUCUCAAACCUGCCAUGAAAGCACCCAAUAAAGAGCACAAGAAAACAGUUGGACAUCAGUUUCGGAACUCUUUGCAAUUACUCAUGGAAACCUUGAAUGCUACAACACCACACUAUGUACGCUGCAUCAAGCCAAAUGAUGAGAAAUCUGCAUUCUCGUUUGAUCCCAGGCGCGCUGUACAGCAACUUCGGGCCUGUGGUGUGUUAGAGACUAUUCGUAUCAGUGCUGCGGGUUACCCAUCAAGGUGGACGUACCAUGAAUUCUUCGACCGAUAUAGAGUCCUAAUGACCAAGAAGAAUAUAUUAAACGAUAAGAAAGAGACUUGUAAGAGACUUCUUGAAAUCGUUAUCAAGGAUCCUGAUAAAUUCCAGUUUGGCCGAUCCAAAAUCUUCUUCCGUGCUGGUCAGGUGGCAUAUUUGGAGAAACUGCGAGCAGAUAAGUUCCGAGCUGCGUGUAUGAUGAUACAGAAGACUGUUCGCGGUUGGUUACAGAGAAUUAAGUAUAGACGGAUGAAGAAGGCUGCUAUCACUAUUCAGAAACAUGUUCGGGGCUAUCAAGCUCGCAGAUUGGUGGAUUUGUUGCGAAAAACAAGAGCCGCAGUCAUUUUUCAGAAGCAGUAUAGGAUGCUUGUUGUGCGAAGGAAGUAUCUGCAUAUCCGCAAUGCAGCCAUCACAAUUCAGGCUUACACUCGUGGAAGGUUUGUCAGGCAGGUGUACCAUGAGUUGCUACACCAGCACAAAGCCAGAAUUAUCCAGAAGUACGUAAGGGGCUGGAUCGCCCGAAAGAGGUUCUCCAGGAUACGCAAUGCGGUCAUCUAUCUCCAGUGCUGCUAUCGGCGCAUGAAGGCACGCCGUGAGUUAAAGACAUUGAAGAUUGAAGCAAGGUCAGUAGAACACUACAAGAAGCUCACCAGUGGGAUGGAAAAUAAAGUGGUUCAGCUUCAAAGAAAGGUAGAUGUUCAGAACAAGGAGCACAAGGCAAUGACUGAGCAGAUGACGGCAGUGACCACCGCACAAGCUACUGAAAUCAACAGACUGAACAAGGAGUUGGACCGAUGGCGUGAACAGCAAGGUGACAAGAGCCGAGAAACUAGUUUACAAGAGGAAAUUGAGAAACUCCGUGAGGAACUUGGGAAAUCCCAGAAUGAACGCAAAAUCCUGGAAGACACUUACACCAGAGAAAAAGCAGAUCUUCAGCAGCGUGUACUAGAUUUGGAGAAAGAGAACACACUGCUGAAGGAUGAGAAAGACAAACUGAACCAGAGCAUCAAGAAUGAGUCGAAAGAUGUCGCAGAAAAACUCUCUCUGAAGACAGCAAAGGAAAGUGAGCGGGCGAAGGAGCUGGAAGAAGAGCGGUCUCGUUAUCAAAACCUCCUGAAAGAGUAUUCCCGUCUGGAGCAGCGCUACGAUAAUCUGCAGGAGGAAGUAAAUCUAAUUAAGCACACUCCAGGCCACAGGAGAAACCCAUCCAAUCAAAGCAGUCUUGGAUCUGAUUCCAACUACCCUUCCAUUUCAACAUCUGAGGUUGGGGAUACAGAGGAUGCAGUGCAGCUGGUGGAGGAAGCUGGCUUGGAGAACGCUGCCAUGGAUAUGACUAUAUUCUUGAAACUACAGAAACGAGUGCGGGAACUAGAGCAGGAAAGAAAGUUGCUGCGUGCAGAAAUUGAGCGAAAAGAAGCAGCAGAAGCAGAAAAGAAGGAACACAACAACAUCCCGGCGAAUGAGCAAGCAGCAGAUUUGGCUUACAACAGUUUAAAGCGACAAGAGCUAGAAUCUGAAAAUAAGAAGCUGAAAAAUGAACUUAAUGAGCUAAGAAAAGCCAUUGCAGACAAGGCAACCGGGGAGAAUUCAACGAAUGAUGUAGAUAAUGCAUACAGUGUGCUGCUAAAUCAGCUGAGGGUGGCCAAUGAGGAGCUGGAGGUGCGCAAGGAGGAAGUUCUCUUGCUCAGAACUCAAAUUGUUGAUGCUGCUCGUCAGAAGGAAGUGGUGGGAAGCAUGGCUAAUUUGACUGAGAAGUAUGAGUGGAAAAGAAGUGAUGAAAACACUGAGAAAGAUGAUGUCAUUGAGGCUUACAAUGGUAUAUGUGAAACCAAUAGCCAGGCUGAGGACUGGCGAUACCUCAAUGAAGAUGGCGAACUAGGUCUAGCAUAUCAAGGCCUAAAGGAAGUUGCCAGGCUGCUGGAGGCACAGUUGCAGUCUCAGGUGAGACAACAUGAGGAAGAAGUGGGAAGAAUGCAGACUCAGAUUGAGGUUCUGAAGGAGGAUUUGGAAAAGCAACAGCAGGUCAUCUCACAGACGCUCCAGAUGUCUCCAGAAGCACGCAUUGAGUAUAAUGUGCAACAGGAGAUCACACGCCUCACCAAUGAGAACCUGGACCUUAAAGAACUAGUAGAGAAACAGGAAAAGAAUGAGAAGAAGCUGAAGAAGCAACUCAAGCUCCACAUGAAGAAAGUUCAAGAGCUUGAAGCACGGAACCUAGUGCAGAAGGAAUCAAGACCUGAGCUAACCAGACAGGUCACCGUGCAACGGAAAGAGAAGGAGUUCCAGGGAAUGUUGGAAUACCACAAGGACGAUGAAUCCCAGCUUAUUCGCAACCUCAUCACAGACCUGAAGCCUCAAGCAGUAUCUGCCACUGUGCCAGGCCUGCCUGCAUACAUCCUUUUUAUGUGCCUUAGACAUGCAGAUUACAUCAAUGAUGACCAGAAGGUUCACUCACUCCUCUCCAGUACCAUCAAUGGCAUCAAGAAAGUGUUAAAGAAACAUAACGAUGACUUUGAAAUAACGUCAUUUUGGUUGUCCAACAGUAGUCGCCUCCUACACUGUCUAAAACAAUACAGUGGAGAUGACGAUUUUAUGAAGCAGAAUAAUACACGUCAGAAUGAGCACAGCCUCAAGAACUUUGACCUCACAGAGUAUCGUCAGCUUCUAAGUGAUCUCUCUAUUCAGAUCUAUCAACAACUGAUUAAGAUUGCAGAAAGUCUUCUUCAAACCAUGAUAGUAUCUGCAAUGCUGGAAAAUGAGACCAUUCAGGGGCUGUCCAGUGUGAAACCCAUGGGCUACAGGAAGCGUUCUUCCAGCCGGGUGGAUGGAGACAGCAGCUAUACUCUAGAGGCCAUGGUACGCCAGCUUAACCUGUUGAACAACACCAUGUGUGAGCAUGGCCUAGAUCCUGAGAUUAUCCAGCAGGUCUUUCGGCAACUUUUCUACAUCAUCAAUGCUGUUACACUUAACAAUCUGCUCCUGAGGAAGGAUGUGUGCUCAUGGAGUACUGGAAUGCAGCUCAGGUACAACAUCAGUCAGUUAGAAGAGUGGCUCCGAGGAAAAAAUUUACAUCAGAGUGGGACCAUGAAGACGAUGGAGCCUCUAAUCCAGGCAGCUCAGCUGCUUCAAGUUAAAAAGAAAACAAGUGAUGACGCUGCGGCCAUCUGUUCAAUGUGUACUGAUCUUACCCCACAGCAGAUUGUCAAGAUUUUAAACCUUUACACACCAGUGAAUGAAUUUGAAGAACGUGUGACAGUAGCCUUCAUUAGAAAUAUUCAGUCCUGUUUACAAGACCGCAAUGAACCACCUCAACUUUUAAUGGACUUCAAACACAUGUUUCCUGUAAUCUUUCCAUACAAUCCUUCUGCACUCAACCUGGAUACCAUUCACAUGCCAGCAAAUUUGAACUUAACUUUCCUCAACAGAGUAUAGAACAAAGUUGGGUAUCGGUGAAAGGAGGAGCGGAGAGAGACCGUGUCAGGAUCUUGGAUAAUUGCUGUAUUUCUGUCAAAAGCUAUUAUGGAAAGAAGUAAUUGCACAAGACCUAUUCGAAAAGAAGCAGAAUUGAUCUGGCACCACGACUUAAAAAUAUGUCUUCAAGAGGUCAUUUGAGAAGCAAUCAGAGGGAACAACUAGGAUUUCAAGUGAUAGGCCAUGGUUUGUUUUUAUAAGUUAAAAGCCAAUGACUAUUUAUUGUGACAGAUGUUUUAAAGAAAAAAAAGGUAUUUGUAAUCAAAAGAGAGCACUGGGAUUCAUGUGCUUUCUGCAUAUUUAACAGCUCAAGUCUGCAUUCAUUAUGCUUCUUUGCAAAGUUCAAGCACGAACUGAAAUCUUUCUUUUGUAUUCGUAGCCAGAGUGGGAACAUUCUAGGUAAAUAAUGAUAUGUAUAGAUAAAAGAAAAUGACUGGAAAAUACAGUCAGGGAGGGGCUUUGAUUCUGUUCAAUGUGUGCAACCAGUUUGAAGCUGGUAUCACCUUUCUGCUAGAUGCAUAAAUAAUUCCUCUUUGCAAAUACAACUGAGGACUUGUUUUAAGAUUUGUGUAAUUUUAUUAUUUCAGUUAAUUAUAGUGUUCUAUCCUUAUUUGUUUGUUUCUUGAACUGAGAGAUUUUGAGCUGGUUGCUUAAUACUUACAUUGUGGACUUGACUCAAAAAAAAGAACAGCUUAGCUUUGGAUUGUGUUUGACUUAUUGGGGAGUCGGUCAGCUCAGUUGGCUGGUUUGCGAUGCAGUGUGAUACCAACAGCAUGGGUUCAAUUCCAGUACCUGCUGAGGUCACCAUGAAGGUCCUACCUUCUUGACCUUGCCCUUCACCUGAGGCAUGGUGUCUGUCAGAUUAAAUUCACCACCAGUCAUCUCUUUCUCGAAUGAGAGACAAGCACCAUGGUCCUCUGGGACUUUGGCAACUUUACCUUCCCCUGUUGGCCUCAUUUCAAAUAUAUAUUUGGAAAUGCUGUGCAUAGCCCCUUGAAACAAUGCCAUUUAACCAUAUUGAAAAUUUUAGUUUAUUACAGUGCCCAAUUGAAGUCUAAAUUGUUUAAUCAUUAAGAUAACAGCACAACAUUCCUGGUGCUCCUGCUUCUUGUGGAUAACAAAUAAACUAGUUUUAUACCUGUUAGGGAAUUGUAAUUUGCAGAAACCUGAACACAUUGAAAAGUCAAGAUGAUAAUGUGCAUUAAUUGUAAAAUAUUAACACUGAUGCAUAACAGAACUACUUUCUUAAUUAGUCUUCCACUGCUGAUACGGCAGAACCUCACUGAACAUUUAAACCCAGCAAACAUUUUGAUUUAGAUUGGAUAUGCAUUGCUUGUUGUUAAUGGUCCAUUACCUUUGGAUUUAUACUUUCCUCUACAUCUCCUUUCACUAGGGAGACUCCAUGUGUCUGUACACCCGUUGGCUGAAAUUUGAAUUUCAGGGGUUCAAAAUUGAACGUUGGAAUUAAAUCUCUCACAAAAUUGAUGUGUAGUUAUUAUCAAUCUCAAAUUUCUAUUUAGCAGUCACAUUAAUGACUAAUAUCAAGAUGAUUGAUUAUUCUUACCCACAAAUACAGUUGCAAAAUUAGCAUAUUGAUCUGUAGUACGAACGUCGUUAAUUUUCCUGAGUUGGAACCAAAUGAAAUUACUUUCUCCCUUUAACCGCUGAUCCACAUUGUAUGAAUCCAAGUGCUCUGUUUCAAUACAAAAUUUCAGUGUUUCCACUGACUACGUAAGUACAAACAAGACAUCAGAUCCUCAAAUGCGUCAUCUCCUCUUCCGUGUUGUUCUUGGCUAGUUUUCUUAUCUUCAUCCCAGAGAAAUGAAAUGGAAACAGUGAAGUGGGAAAGUUUUCAACCACUCCAUUGGUGAGCACUAUUUAAAACAACUAUGGUUAGGAAAGACAAUGUACAUUAAUAUAAUAGAAUGUUACAUUAUCUUGGAUAGAUUGGUGUAAUUUUUCUUUAAUAAAUUUUUAAUUCAGAUGGUCAUAUAUGGCUGAAGAUAGUCAUUCAUUUUUGAUUUAGAUUCAUAGAAUUGAAAUUGGACUGGGCAUAUAACCUAAAUAGGUACAACAAAUAUUUGAUUAAGAUGCAUGAAAAACUGUAGCAGUUUCGACAUUAUGCUCUGAUGUGGUCAAAAGAGAAGAAUUAAGUACAAAAGUAGCAAUUAAAGACACUCUGCCCAAGGACAGUAAUUAUAUUGUUCAAAAUCUGACCGCUGUGCUGUGCCUUGCUUGCAACAUGACUCAUUUAUCACAAUGGGAUUAUUGUCAAAUGAACUGGAGUUCUCAUGACUGGUUGUGUAAUUGUACCAUCUGCCAUGCUGAUACAGGUUGUGUUCAAUCUCUGAUUUACUCAGACAAUCUCAACCAAAGACAACUACAGCCAGAGAGUGAUGAAUCUAUGGAAUUCAUGCCACAGAACGCUGUGGAGGCCAGGUCAUUGAGUACAUUUAAGACUGAGAUAGAUAGGUUCUUGAUGAUCAAGGGUUACAGGGAGAAAGCAUGAGAAUGGGGUUGAGGAACUUAUCAGCCAUGAUUGAAUGGCAGAGCAGACUCAGUGAGCCAAAUGGUCUAAUUUCUGCUCUUAACGUCUUGUGGUCAAAGGCAGUGGAGGUACUAGGAAGAGUUAAAACUCAGCUUGGUUUUGCCUUGCUAAUAGUCAGUGAUCCUGGUCAAAAUUGUGUGCAAGAGAUGUCCCUCGUUGUCAAUUAGUUUUGUCCUUUCACGAUCUGGGCUGACACAUGGUGAACGGCCACACAGCAAAAGCACUGCAAGGCUGUUUGCACUUAUCCUUUCUGAGAAUUUAGUAAGUUGUGAUCUGAACUGUGCUACCAAAAAAGAUAGUGGGAAAGGUUCAAUAGCAACUCGAGGAAUUGGAAAUAUACUUGAAAAGAAAAAAAGUACAGCUAAGUGUUAGAGAAAGAUAGUAGGAUUAAUUGAGUCAGUUGUUUCUCAAAAACCAGCGAAGUUAGGCUGAAGGACCUUCUUGCUGGAAGAUAUAAGAUUUAUAUAAUUUUUUUAGACAAGGAAAGACGAAGCAGUCAGCAGUUCCAUUCUUUUUCAUAUACUUCACUUUCAUUUAUGCAUCUCACCUUAAAUCUAAAUCCUUCCAGGUAAGUUACACUACCAGAUGAGGCAUGAUCCAAAUAUAUAAAGUAUUAAAGCCUUGCAUGUCGAAUGGUGAUCAUGAAAUAUGGUCAUUAUACAUACAUAGGCCACACCCCCCAACAAAAAACCGGUCAGGCUGCUCAAUGAUGAUGUACCACUGGGUAUUAAAGAGCACAAGGAGCUUUCAGUGCACUUCUACAGGAUGAUCCAGAAUGGAGACAGAGCACUUUCAUUGUAAACUCUUCCCUCCAAGUUCAGCCACUGAGUUGUAUAAUGUGCCUCAGUUUCAUUUCUGAAUGAUUUUGAAGUUGUUUAAGUGUUGGGUAUAAUGAGACACUUGUGACCAGAACAUUCCAUUGAAUUAACAUUUGACGAUACAAUGAUAAACUGAAAUUGAGCUAAUCAUUGCAGGUUUAUUUAAUUUUAAUCUGGAUGUAUUUGUUUCCUUAUCAACUUGAAGUUGGAAUUAUUCUUUAAAUGGAUCUAAACAAAUACAGUGGGCAGAAAUCCACAUCCCUAUAGAGACACAUACAAUGGUCUCACUAUCAACACCCUUGCUCUGUUUCUACUGACCUCACCCUGGGCCUCAUCUUUGCUACCUACCCCAAAAUCUCUAAUUUACCUGGGGACGGAUUCUUGGACUUAAACUCUGGAGACUGUUUGCAGUUCCAUUCCUCUCUACUGCAGCUUUUGUUGCUGCUAAGACUCCACCUGAGUAAGGGGUGGAAGUCUGAUCUCUGACCAAUUAAUAUUCCUUGAAGCAGUGUCACUAACUCUACAAAUGGUGGGAAGGGAAACCUCACCAUCCUAAAAAUCCUAGCCAAUAAAUCAAAGGAGCUAUCUAGCUUGAUGCUACAUAACGAACAUGACAAAAUGAAUUAACUUUCUUAAACUUAUUAUGUGUUCCCAUGCACUUGGAAUGUUGUAACAGUGGUGGAUCAGAUUUUUGCAACUUUAGGCUGCUGACCCUUCCCAGAAGAUAUUCUUAGGUUUAAUAUCUUUAUGAAAAUGUAACACUUCCUUGUACUUGAAGAGGAACAACCAAGUGGCAUCAUAGUUAUAAUGACCCAUUUAAUCAGUAUUUAUAUCAAUACACAGUAUCUGCAACUAGCCAAGGAUAGACAUUCUUAAGGAGAGUCUCAAAUUCAUUAGGAACAAAGCAUAUUUCAAAGUUGUUGUGUAAUUCAUAAUGUGCACAAGGUUUGGCACAAGUAAUUAAAUCUGGUGCCAUUCUAGACCUGAGGUUUAGGCUUUAGACUCUGUGGUUCUUGGAUUUUCUGAUGUAGAGGAAUUUCAGAUUUAAGUAUUUUACGAUUGCCCCCAUUUAUUUUAAUGGAAAAUUGAGAAUUUAUGUAUUGCAUGAAUAGUUUUAAAAUAAUUUGCAAUAAGUAAAACUGUAAACAACCACAAGGCAUUCAUGUUUUUAGCCUUGAAUAAAUGAAGCUGAUAGAGGACUUGAUAUAACUGUACAGUAAUUUAUCAAAGCUGUUUUACAUUGAUCAGUAUACUUGAACACAUCAAUCUGAGUUUAGUCUGGGUGGUUGGAUAAUUAAGAUGUUUAUAUAAUGAGUAUUGAAUAGAGGAAGAAUCGCUUCUCCCUUCCUUGAUGACUCAAAAUCAAUAGGAAAAAAUGUAUCCCUGGGAAUGUUUAUUGGGGUGAACUUUAUAGGCCUUCAUGAUAUUUGUGCAAAAAAAGGACCAUGAUUUUUGAAAAAAAAUUUGUUAAUCAAAACACAAUCGUCCCUCCCUUCCAAGAUUUCUAUCUCCAGUAUUGGUAACAUUUGGUACAGUUGGCUGAUUAUUGGUCAAUAAUGUACUGCUGUUAAGUGAAAUAUAAAAUGCUUCUGAUUAAGACCGUAACAAACUAAUUAUGUGCAACCAAUAAAUAGUAAAAUGUAAAAACGAGCAAUGAUGAAUAUUCUGAUCAAAGUAAUUUUUACAUUUUGAAAAACUGUAAAACUACAUGCUUUAUUAUAACAAUUAGUUUUAAAUAGAGA